CGAAUGAUAUUGCAACUAGCCGUUACUCUGAAAGGACCCUGGGUGCGUUCGCGUUUCUGAAAUAGGUUGUGACCUGCGCAGCGUUAAGAAACAUGUAACAAUUUAAAUUCUCGUAUGGAUUAUACGGUUUUAUAACAGUUGAGUUCUAGCCCGAAAAUAUUACUAAACAGCGUGAAAACGCCAGGUACACACAUUUAACAUUCACAACCUGAACUCAGUGCAUCCUGUACUGCGCACAGCAUCGGCGCUGCUUGUUGCUCUCAGCGGCAUCUGGAACAGACCCGGUGUCGCACCCGCGAUCACAUGACAGUGGAAAACAAACCUGCCGCGCCUCGUUACCAAAACGACGGUUACAGCGAUGAAGAGUGCAAAGGAUCUAAAACUGUGCUAAAGUGUUGGUCUUUGUUACUUUUAUUUCAGAAGUAAUGUUGUGGUUCUACAAUUUUGUGCACUAGUACACGGACUUAGUAUAAUGCAAAGUAACUUCAGAAAGCCAGAUUCAGUAAGACCACGAAUGAGCAGUGUCAGCUCUGGUGAUGAAACAAAACAAAUCCGCAAAGUUCAUACCAGAAAGCUUCCGUACAGAGUUGGAUACACGUGGAACAAAGGUGGAAGACUCAAGGAGCUGAGAAUAAGGCAUUUGGCAAGAAAGUUCCUGAAGAUAUGGAUGCAGAAUACCUUUGGUCGAAUACUUCCUCAUAAAGCCAAGGCCCACUAUAAGAACGUGGUCUUAAGACGAACCUUUGAAGGAUGGAAGGACGAGUGGUGGACGUCUAGGAGGGAGUGGAGUCUUACAAUGCGGGCAGAGUGUCACUACAGGUACUCUCUAUAUUACUUGGCUUUCCACAACUGGCGAGCAUUUAUGUUAUUGCAGAGGAAAAAGAAGCUCAAGCUCCAAAAUGCUCAAUCCUUUGCUGACAGGCAACGGCUGCGUCUGGUUUGGGACAGAUGGGAGAUUUUCACAGAGAUGAGGCAAAUGAAGAACAGAAUGCUUGAAUCUGCCCUGGAGCUGAACAGAUUUGCAACCCUGCGUUCAGCCUGGAGCUUGUGGCGGACCAGGAUGCAGCAGCAUCAAAACCUACAUGCUUUAGAGGACCAGGCAAUGAAACAGAGGGCACUAACUUUACAGAGCCGGUCCUGGCUUCAGUGGAAAGAAAUGCACACAGUUGCUUGCUGCCAGAAAGAGAAAGAAUCCAAAGCUGCACUUCACUUCAUCUUCAAACUGAAAAUAAAAACACUACAUCGCUGGAAACGUUAUGUUUCUUGUCUCCAAAAGAAGAAAAAGAAACAAGCUGUGGCUCAGCAUGUGUACCAUCUCUGCCUAGCGAGGAUGUGCUGGAGUAAAUGGAGCAGUGCCUUGCAUCACAGACGGAGUGAGGAGGACCGUUUGCAAGCUGCAGGGCAUUUGGCCAUACAGAGCAUCCAGCGCAGAGGACUCGAGGGCUGGAGAGCUUAUGUGACGUUGUGCAGAGAGGAGCAUGAACAAAAUAGGAUUGCAAGUCAACAUCACCAUCAUCAUCUACAGCAUGCUGGAUUGCGUGGACUUUCUCUUAAUGUCAUGCGGAACAAAACCUGCCGACUGAACAACAACAUGGCUGUCCAACAUUAUCGUCAAUCUAUGACAAGUAAGUAUUGGAAGCUGUGGCAGGACGGUCUGGAGGAGGCUGAAGACAAGAGUUUUCAAACUCUGACAGAAAAGGCACUGACUCACUGCAGCACAUCCGUGUUGAGAAGCUGUUUUCACCACUGGAGAGAGAAACUUGCUGAACACAGACACAUUCAGGAAUUGGAACAUCGUGCAGACGUUUGGUUUGCUCAGUGCAUGUUGCCUCGAUGUUUCAACUCAUGGGUGGAGUUCACUGUGCAGAGAAGACUCCAUGAACAGAAGAGACACGAAGCAGAAGUCUAUAAUCGGCAGCGUCAGUACUCUUGGGUGUUUUACACCUGGUGGGGACAGUCAGAGAAGCACAAGGAGCAGAUGCUCUCUGAGCGGAUGGCAAUUCUGCACGAGGAGCGGUGCCACUUGCAGAGAGCCUGGGAUUGCUGGAGGCGGCGCACAGAGCAGCGGAUCGACGAGAAGGAGAAACAAACAGCGUCAGACAGUCUGUACCUGCACAGACUGCUCCACAAAAUGAUGACGCAGUGGAAGGACAACAGCACUGAGAUUCGAGACAGGAGAAAUCGAGAACAGCAGGCUUGUCAUCAGGGUGACCUGUGCUGCAUGCGAUGGGCUGUGGAAAAAUGGAAACAGUUUGUUCAGAGCCAGCGAGUGAAGAAAAGCAGGCUGCAGCAGAUGCAGUGUUACCAUGAAGUUAAACUUCUCAAACACACAUAUAUGGCCUGGAAGAAGCAUCACCUACAAAUGCGUCAGAUCUACAGUCACGUAGAGGAGCUUCACAGACAGCAGGAACAGAACUUUCUCAGGAAGGUUCUGUCUGUAUGGAGGGAGAACACAGUGCUGCUGACAGAGGUCAGGUUGAUGGAAAAACGAGCACAGAAUCAUUUUCAACAUUUCCUUCAACUUAAGGUGUUUUUUGCUUGGCGAGAAGUAACAAUACGUGCAGUGUCAGUGGGCCACCAGCAGAGGGAAGCAGUCAUCAGGGCUCAGAGGUCCAUGAAUCACACGCGACUGCUGCGAUCUUUCAGACGGUGGAGGAAGCAAACCAGGGAGGCUCGGAGAGAGAGGAUAUGCAUGGAAAAAGCCAGGCGGCACCGUGAGUCCAAACUUCUUUAUAAGGCACUGAAGUCUUGGAAUGAGCAUCACAGCCAGCAUCAGAGAAAUAAGGUAAUGAAACGACAGGCAAUCUUUUUGCUGAGGUUAAAGAUGUACCAAACAUACUUUGAGCAGUGGAAAGUAAAGCUGCAGCACAGACGAAGAGAAGCUGAGCUGACGGAGCGAGCGCUCUGGCACUGGUCCCUCACUCUUCAGGCCAAGGUGUUGUAUGGAUGGAGGCUUUGGGUCACAGAGCAGCGCAGGAAACAAGAGCAGGCGGCCCGAGCUGCACAGGUCUACAGAGACCAGCUGCUGAGGGAGGGUGUGACGUGCAUCCUCACCUACGCUGCUCACAUGAACGACCUGACAACGAGCCUAACGCAACACAACCACGAGCAGAGGUCGCGACAUCUCCAGAGAGUGGUUAAGCGUUGCGCCAUGCGAUGGAAGCAGCGGGCACUGUGUAAACCACGAAAGGAACAAGAGGUCAAAGGGCAACUGCCAAAAAAGACUGUGACCUUCUGUUUGACUACACCUGGACUGAAGAGUGUUUCUGUGUCUGACUCAGUGGAGCAGAACGAUGAAGUUGAAGAGCUUGCCAAGCUACUGCUCAACCGCAAGCAUCGGCAUCAGCCACGUCGCCAUGGGGAACUGUUAGACUCUCCGUUGAAACCAGACACCGAAAAACAACCGUCUGUCACUGGCACUGAAGCAGCUCCAAAACCCUCGCAGCUCAGCCAUCAUACAUCGUUGUCCUGCCUUCAUCCUGCUAAAGUUCCUGUUGUCUCCACACAUCAGAGCAACAUCAUAUCCAAUAUGUCAACCUCUGAACCUCACAUGUCCACUAUGGAUCCUGUUCAGGAGACCCAAGACGUUCUUCUACCACCCUCUGCUUUCAUGACCACCGCGACACCAGAUACGCUGGCGAAGACCAGCAGCUCAGGGUUUGGAGAUGAUCCUCACCUUAAGCAACACUCAUCAGCUUAUCCAGUUGUCGGUCUGAGACCAUCCGAUGGACAAACUGCAGCAAUGAAUCCAACUUCAGCUCUGAUCAAUGAGUUGCUCAGCAUCCAGCAGGACAUGAAGACAUACAAACAGCACAAGAAGCAGCUCCGGGCUUGGCAAAAACUGAAAGAGGUGUUGCAAAGCUGGCUACAGACCAGCGGAAAGGACGAACAAACGGAAAAAGAUGCUGUUUGUCAAGAGAUUAAAGAGUUGGAGGAGCACAUCGACAGACUGUCCACCGAGCUGGCAAAACGAAAACCGGUGAUGCUGCUACACGUGGAGAGGAUCCAGCAUUUACAGACCGUCCUCACAGAUCACUCUGUGUUUACAUUACAGCAAAUGGUGCUCACACCCUCCCAAAGCUGAUCAGCUGAGCUGUUGUUUAUCUGCUUGGAUCACAUAGUAACAUGAAAACUGAUGUGAAGAUUGAAUUAAAAAAACUGUUCGCCAGCUGAUAGGCUGAACAUUUACACCUCUUAUGCGCUCAUUUUGGAAGGACAAAAUGUCCACGGAUUGCUAUUUUUAUUAUGCUUGUCAGAUGUCAUGCAGACCGUCUUUAACUUUGAAAUUGCCUGAGCAUAUCUGAAAAACAUUAAAGCCAAGUUCCUUACAGCAACUUUCAGUACUACAUCCAUGGUUAAAAUCUACAAAAACUUUGCCUAGGGGUCGUCCUUGUGACAGAUGGUGCUAAAUAUUUUCCAUAUGUGUGAAAAAAAAGUGACUUUACUGUUUUCAGAGGAGCUGCCUUGCGCAAUGAGUUUUCUGUUUAUCCGUUAGUACCAGUUCCUCUAAUACUGUGGAAAAUCUAUGCUGGAGUAUCCAGGAUUUGAGACAGAAGCAGAAAGUACAGCUGUGUGCUCUGCAGACUACAUAAGAUAAAUUAGGAGCUACAACAGGGCAGAAUGAGAGGACUUAAUGCUAUUUUACUCUUUUUCAUCUUUGUCUGCUGCAUCAGGGGUAAGUUUUGUUCCUGAAGUAGUUUAUGCACUUGAAUUGUUAACUUAUUUUAUGUUUAUAUUCAAUUUCAUUAUGUUGUUGAAAGUCUUUUUAUUCUUCUGUAGGAGUUUGUGUUUGGCUUUGAUUGUUUCCCUGUUUUUGUGGACAUCAUUAAAACUGAUUUAAACAUUGUA
Scatophagus argus is the source of this 4848-nucleotide messenger RNA. It is a transcript of the gene sfi1, whose product is annotated as SFI1 centrin binding protein. Lineage: Eukaryota; Metazoa; Chordata; Actinopteri; Scatophagidae. The record is from RefSeq and is a predicted model, not a curated record. The transcript has 31 exons. Gene Ontology annotation, molecular function: phosphatase binding. The coding region runs from base 473 to 4084 and encodes 1203 amino acids.